AUGCAUCCUUGGGUAGCCUUCACAGGCCUCAUACUACUUUGGACAGACGCUGUGGAUUCUCAGGCACGUGUGACCGGCGUGGUGGGUCAGCCUGUCACGCUACCCUGCACCUACUCAACAGCCUCUGAGAUCACGUCCAUGUGCUGGGGCCGAGGGGGCUGUGCUAUAUUUAAAUGCUCAAAUCAACUCAUCUGGACUGAUGGAUACAGAGUCACCUUUCGGAAGGAUAAGCGUUAUGAUCUCCACGGCAUCAUUCCCCGGGGGAAUGUGUCCUUGACCAUAGAGGAUGCAGCUGAGUCUGACAGUGGCACCUAUUGUUGCCGCGUUGAGCACACUGGGUGGUUUAAUGAUUUGAAAAUCCACGUAUCAUUGGUGGUCAAGCCAGGUGAGCUUGCCUGCCUUCUUCCUGUGAUCACGCCUCGUGGCUCCCCCGAAGGUCACCAGUGCUCCAGUAACAACGAAGGCCACCACCUCUGCUCCUACAACUCCAACAUCAACACCAACCCUUAUGACAGAGAAACUCUAGUUGGUAAACUCCCAAUGUUGGAAUUGGCUCUUGUGCCUUAUGAUGUAAGAUACGCUCCACCUGAGGUCACCGGUGCUCCAGCAUCACCUAAGGCCGCCACUUCUGCGUCUACCACUCCAGCAUCAACACUAACUCUUAAGACAGCUCCACCUGAGGUCACCGGUGCUCCAACAUCACCUACGGUCUUCACCUCUGCACCUACAACUCCAGCAUCAACACCAAACAUUAACUCAGAGACUACUUCAUCUUCUCCAAUGCAGACAAAUGAAACCUGGCCUGUCACUCCACGGGAAAGAAAUACAACCAGCUCUUCUUGCCCAGCAGAUGGGAACAGCACUGUGACACAGCCUUCAGGUGGUCAACACAAUGAAACUCACGGAUCCUGGUUGGAACAGGAUCCAUGGAGGGGCUCCAAGCAGUCGUUGUACAUUGGACUCACCAUUGCUGCCCUGACGCUGGUGACGAUUUUGGCUGCCAUAGUUACCAAAAAAUAUUUAUACGUGAAAAGAAAGGUGUUGCAAAUAAGCAAAGAGCCUCUGGCUGAAACUUCACCAAAUGUGUCUGCAGUGCGCUACCAGGCGGAUGAGACUAUCUCCUUUGAGAACGAUCUUUACAACGGGAAGUGA
Molossus molossus (Pallas's mastiff bat) is the source of this 1152-nucleotide messenger RNA. RefSeq names its product hepatitis A virus cellular receptor 1 homolog. Gene Ontology annotation, molecular function: virus receptor activity; phosphatidylserine binding. The record is from RefSeq and is a predicted model, not a curated record. Gene Ontology annotation, biological process: phagocytosis, engulfment; positive regulation of mast cell activation. The transcript is spliced from 11 exons. Gene Ontology annotation, cellular component: cell surface. NCBI's taxonomy places the organism in Eukaryota, Metazoa, Chordata, Mammalia, Chiroptera, Molossidae. The coding region runs from base 1 to 1152 and encodes 383 amino acids.